UCUUCUUUCCUUUGUCAAUAGUUUGCGCAGUAGCGCUAUCACAAUAGCAGAUGUAUUAUUGGUCACGUUGAUUAGCUAUUAUAUUUUGGGAUUCUCGUAUAAAUCUAGACUUUCUGCAUCAGCGAGCGAAAAGAAGGAAGUGGUGAAGCAUUAUUUUUUAAUCUGAGUCAACAACAAAUCCCCGCCUGCUGUGCGCAGGUUUCCACUUUGCCCGCGCAUUCGACGGUCCACAAUCUGCUAGUUUAUCGCGUGAGUGAAUUAAUAAGCUUUUCAUUAGAACGUGUUGUGUAUUCGGAUCAACCUAAUUCUGCUUGAUUGACUUUAUUCAAUAGCAAAACAAAACGCCUAGUUUGAUAGCGCGUACGAGCGAGGUGUGGAACUAGAACAAUAUUAAAUUGAUGACGGAGCAGUGUGCAGUCGGGAGGUCGUAAAAGAUUACCACAUCUAGUUAUAUAACAGAUGCUUCAUUAUGUUGAUAAGUUCCCGCUGGUGAAUUAAGCUGGGCGCAGUGACUGCAUUCAAGAAAAUCAUGUUGACAUUGCUACGGGAUAAUUAUCGGACAGCAACAAGUGAGCAACAAUUGGCAUGUGGAUGUUUGUACUGAGAGUACGCGCGUCGAGGAAUUUGCGUUGCAGCGGAGCGAACACAGUUUUGGCACGUUUGUGAGAAGAUUAGAUUCAGAACUGCUUCGCUAGUGAUUCCGACGGGUUAGGAAAAAAAAAGCAAGAAAAAUUUCCUCGAACAAGUCACCCGCUCAGACGACGAUGUCCGUGGUUCGCACCGGAGGUUCGGAAAUCAAUGGCCGUCCGCCAAAUGCAACCGGAACGGUCACCAGUCCGGUUCCACUGAUGAACUGGCGUGAGUUUGCAUGCGGCUGGGGUGCUGCCUUCGUCAACAUAACCGUUACCUACCCGAUCUACAAGAUGAUUUUCCGCCAAAUGUUGCACGGAGUUCAGCUUCGGCAGGCGUUUGGUCAGCUACGAAGCGAAGGCAUCACCUAUCUUUAUCGCGGAAUCUUUCCACCCCUAGCACAAAGAACCAUUUCGCUUUCGUUGAUGUUCGGGGUGUACGAUGGGACACGCCGACCCCUGGUGGAGUACUGUGGGAUGGGUCAGUAUUCGGCCAAAACGAUUGCCGGUUGCAUGGCGGGAUCGGUUGAAGCGAUUCUGAUGCCGUUCGAGCGCAUCCAGACACUGCUGGCAGAUGCCAAUUAUCAUCAAAAGUACAAGAAUACUCAUCAUGCUUUCCGAUUAAUCUCCAUCGAGUACGGUUUCAAGGAACUGUACCGUGGGAUGGUACCGAUUCUGUGGCGUAACGGACCUUCGAAUGCAAUGUUUUUCGUGAUGCGCGAGGAAGCAGAUCAGCGAUUACCGAAACGAACAACGCUCGUGACACAACGGACCCAGGAAUUUGUUGCCGGUGCCUGCAUCGGUGCAUUUAUUAGCUCCGUGUUUUACCCGCUGAACGUCAUCAAGGUCACGAUGCAAAGCCGUCUGGGAACUCCGUACGAAGGUAUGCUGGUGGCACUGCGGCAGGUCUACAACGAACGGGAUCGAAAGCUGCGAAACGUGUACAAGGGCGUCAGCAUGAACUGUACACGGGCCUUUUUCAGCUGGGGCAUUAUGAACUGUGCCUACGAACAGCUGAGGAAGGUUCUCUACUAAACUGGCGGUGGCUGGCGGUAAGUCGCACAAGCUAAAACCAAAUCAAACAUGUCGAAUCGAGGCGACAAUAAACCGGAUUACAACUGGAUGGCUCUCGCACCAGUACGAAAUGUGAAUGUGAUGUACAUAGUCCUUAGCUACGAGGUCGGUAGCGGCGAAAGAAUAAUACAAUUAGAUUGUGUUGUAUCGUUUAAGUCAUUCUAGAUAAGGAUAGAAAUCAUAGCGAUUUUAACUGUUCAUGUUUCCUGUCUAGGUCAUGUAUUCUCUCCCGUUUUGUUGGAGUUGUAAAUGUGUGAAACCUUCAGCUCAAUUCAAUUCUCAUCUCCUGUGGUAGCUAUCAAUCGUUUCUCACUUGUUAUCGUGAAAUGGUGAUUAUUGUGACGAUUUCUUGUUUUUUUUUGAAGAAAUGGUACACAUAAAAAUUUUUAGCCUCAGCAUUUGUUGUUGAAAGGAAACUAUUUAGUCAAAUAAAUGGAUUAUUUUCAUUGCCUCAAAAAUUGCUUUCAUUUUGAUUCAAUGUUUUAUCGUUCAAUAGUACAAGUGUGUUUGAGUUGACACUAACAAAAUCUGAUUUUCCGUAGUGUAGAAUUUUUGUAAAUUUCUUUUAUUGAUUACAGCUACAAUCAAUCGUUAAUAGGAAAACCAUAAUCAUGAAACAGAUCAAAACUGAUCUUGCAUUUAUUACUGCUAAACUAUGGUCACUCAAAACAAUACAAUAUAGUUAAUUGUCCUUAGAACUAAUAUAUUUCUCGUAAUAGCGCCUAUCCCCGGCUUGAAUUUGUAUAUAACUAAAUGUAAAUGUUUUGCUUUUUGGGGUGAUGAUCAACUAACCUGCUUGUGAUAGCGUAGAUGUUGACUGAACAGAUUUCGUGAAGUGUUACGAAGUAGAAUUGACAUACCUAGUUAAUAUAAAGGUACUGAAAUAUGUUGACCAAAUACAACAGAUAGAUAAAUGAAUUGUA
Malaya genurostris is the source of this 2626-nucleotide messenger RNA. RefSeq names its product mitochondrial nicotinamide adenine dinucleotide transporter SLC25A51. The record is from RefSeq and is a predicted model, not a curated record. The transcript is spliced from 3 exons. Lineage: Eukaryota; Metazoa; Arthropoda; Insecta; Diptera; Culicidae. Bases 765 to 1664 code for a protein of 299 amino acids.